Molecule: messenger RNA, 1385 nt
Organism: Myotis davidii
Lineage: Eukaryota; Metazoa; Chordata; Mammalia; Chiroptera; Vespertilionidae
Gene: YIPF7
Product: Yip1 domain family member 7
Exons: 6
Coding region: 260-1066 (268 amino acids)
Biological process (GO): endoplasmic reticulum to Golgi vesicle-mediated transport; vesicle fusion with Golgi apparatus
Cellular component (GO): trans-Golgi network; membrane
Source: RefSeq, a predicted model, not a curated record
UCUCCUCCCUUCCUCUCUGAAAUCAAUAAAAAUAUAUUUAAAAAAAGACACACACAAAAGGGAAGGAAUGAAAAUGGGCACCACUCAACCUCUCCAAGUUGUGGGCUCCCACUCUGCCUGCAGGACCUCACAAACACUGCAGAUAAAGCCUCACCAGCAGGGAGAGUACAGUAUAAAUGUGUAAACUAUAGUAGUAAGGCGGAAUGUUUUUGUUCUUAUUGCAUAAGAAUAAGUGCUAAUAGUGGUUCUAUUAGUUUCCAUGCUCCACUUUGUCAUGCUGCACAUCUUUCCCAUCAGGAUGUCAAACUUGGGACAAUUUGACUCUGAUUUUUACCAAUCUAAUUAUACUAUUGAAAAUCAGGAGCAGAGUUGUAAUGACUCCAAUACCUAUGGAAAUCUUUAUGGAUCCGGAGAACAGCAAGCCAGUGAACAGCCUCAGCUUGCCUUUGUCCCACCGGAGAUGCUCAUGUCAUCAGGUUACACUGGACAAUACUUUCAGCCAGCAUCCAGCCCGGAUUAUUAUUCACAGUCUCCUUACGUUGACAGUUUUGAUGAAGAGCCUCCUUUGCUAGAAGAACUUGGAAUUAAUUUUGAUCACAUAUGGCAAAAAACCUUGACAGUGUUAAACCCACUGAAGCCAGCAGAUGGCAGCAUUAUGAAUGAAACCGACCUGGCUGGGCCCAUCCUGUUCUGUGUGGCGCUGGGAGCCACCCUACUUCUGGCAGGAAAAGUUCAGUUUGGUUACAUUUAUGGCAUGAGUGCCAUCGGCUGCAUAGGGAUUUAUGCCUUACUAAACUUGAUGAGCUCUUCCGGGGUGUCCUAUGGCUGCGUGGCGAGUGUGCUGGGUUACUGCCUGCUCCCCAUGGUCAUCCUGUCUGGCAGCGCCGUCUUCUUUUCACUGCAGGGCACGAUCGGUACUGUGUUGGCACUGGUCAUCAUUGUCUGGUGUAGUCUCUCAGCUUCCAAAAUCUUCAUUUCCGCCUUGGACAUGGAAGGACAACAGCUUCUCGUUGCCUACCCGUGCGCCUUACUUUAUGGACUUUUUGCCCUCUUAACAGUUUUCUGAAGAGUAUUUGAGAUGGCAUUACAAGAUUCUGUUUAUUUGCUGUUCAGAUUAUUCUGGAAAUGUAUUAGCUUUCAAAUUUGGUAAUAUGUCUUAUUGCUAUUAAGAGACUAAUAAGCAGAAAAACAAAAAGGCACUUACGGAUGCUGCUCUAAUAGCAUGCUUGGUUUGAAUGAUGUUCUGCGUCUCAGCUUGAUGCAUUAAAACAUUUAAACAUACUUUAAAAUAAAAGGGAUAAAGUUGUUGUACUGAUGGACCCUGCUUUUCUCAACAGAUGCAUUUCUGAGAAAUUGUAAGUAAAUAAAAUCACAUGCUGACUGGA